Molecule: messenger RNA, 2812 nt
Organism: Bufo bufo (common toad)
Lineage: Eukaryota; Metazoa; Chordata; Amphibia; Anura; Bufonidae
Gene: BDKRB2
Product: bradykinin receptor B2
Exons: 4
Coding region: 495-1586 (363 amino acids)
Biological process (GO): neutrophil chemotaxis; immune response; G protein-coupled receptor signaling pathway
Cellular component (GO): membrane
Molecular function (GO): bradykinin receptor activity
Source: RefSeq, a predicted model, not a curated record
CCCUGACAUUGUGGUGAGGCCGAAAGUAACCAGCCAUGCCAGCCCUGAGGGGAGCGGUAUCUUCUGUCCUCUCUGGAUGGUUAAGGCUAUACAUGUCUAUCAGCAGAAGACCACCACCGCCAUAAGUGAUGACCCAUCCGGAAAGACCUCCAGCAGUAUGACCGACCAACCGGCCACGUUCUGUAUAAAAGCCACUAUGUGGUCCCUCCUCUCGUACAGCCGAGGGAGUGAUAAAGCGACUGAAGUCUUUGCCUAGAUCUUGGCUCCGCAAAGAGUCAAAACCAGCAGAAUCCCAGGAGCCGGCGCGACACAUCUCACGACUUCCAAGGACAGUUUUACAUAAAGCUGUGAGCAAAGCGAAUCGCGCAGAAGCGAGUAGGUCGCGGGAGCAAGUACGAGAGAGGAGUUUGUCAUCUUGGCGCAGCUUCUCCUGAUAUCAACGUUAUUUGUGGCUUCACCUAAGACUUCAGGAGCCCGAGCAUACUGAACUCAAGAUGAUGGGCGAAGAUCCCAACUCAACGAUGACCAUGGUUAUUGACACCAAAGCAUCUCCAAAAAAUGAAUGCAUAGACUUGGAACAGUUUCAGUGGGUCUUUACCUACCAACCCCCGUACAUGUGGUUCAUCUUCGUCUUGGGCUUCAUAGAAAACUUUUUUGUCAUCUCAGUCUUUAUCCUUCACAAGAGUCGCUGCACAGUGGCCGAGAUCUACCUGGGGAAUAUGGCAGCUGCCGAUUUGAUUUUUGUCAGCGGCCUACCAUUCUGGGCUAUAUACAUCACCAACCAUUACUACUGGCCAUUUGGAGCCUUUAUGUGUGUGGCCGUCAACUCACUGAUCCAAAUCAACCUUUACAGCAGCAUUUAUUUCCUCAUGAUGGUAAGUGUUGACAGAUAUCUGGCUCUGGUGAAGACCAUGUCCGUUGGUCGCUUGAGAAGACCCUGGUGGGCAAAGGUGAGCUGUGCAAUCAUCUGGAUUUUCUCAUUUGUGUUGAGCAUGCCCACCAUGGUGUUCCGAAAGGUGAUGUUCAUCGAAGACUUUAAUACCACUGCCUGUAUUACAAAACUACCGUCUUUAGACUGGUACAUUGCCCAAAAUAUCAUCAUGAAUGUUCUUGGCUUCUUGGUGCCGUUGGUCGUCAUCGCCUUCUGUACAUUGCAAAUUAUUUGUGUUUUGAGGAACAACGCAAUGCAGCAGUUCAAGGAUGUCAACAAGGAGAAGAAGGCCACUUGGCUGGUCUUGUCCGUGCUCUUGGUCUUCAUAGUGUGCUGGCUUCCCUUCCAUAUUUGCACCUUUAUUGACACAUUGGAACGGUUCGGCGCCUUCCCUACGUGUGUGGUGAGAUCCGUUAAUCAUAUUUUUAACCAAAUCUCAACUUACAUUGGCUUUAGUAACAGCUGUAUCAAUCCGGUCCUGUACAUCAUGGUUGGGAAUAACUUUAGGCAAAAAGCUGUUGAUGUCUACUGUGGGCUUCUACGUAAAGGAGGAUAUAACAGAAGGAAGUCAUCAUUCCCGACAGAUGAAACCACCGUCAACUCAACACCGACUUCAUUCCCCAUGGGAUUUAACAAGAAGAAAUCAAUUGCUUGAAUCUCCUAUCGCAACUUUUUGGCUUCAGUGUUUUUAGCCUUAUUUCAUAUUUAUUUGAUGGCCUUGAAGGGAAGCAGUCUACACUGUGUGAAGAUCACAUCUGAGAACAUAUUGUACUUGGAACAUUUGACCAGAGGACCAAUUCUGUUCAAGGAUCCACAAAUGUUCAGGACCCCCUGAGAGUCAAAAAACCAAAUUGACCUGCUAGUGCAGCAGGAGCCUGACCCAGUGGCCUACAGCUCUAAUUUUCCCACGUGAAUUUUGUGUCUUGCUAUGUUUAGUGAUCAUUGCCACCUAAAUCCUUCCUCCGAAGGUUCAGAAGAUGACAUAGGUGGGUAUGGAGGUUUCUAAUGAGAGAAGUGACUAAGUUCCACCAAAGAAAGCUCCUUCAUAUCGGGAACCAGAAGCCAGGGUGUGCAUACCAUGGAGGCAGGCCAUGCAGAAGCUAUGAGACCCUUGAAGAAAGGGGGCUCAGCCCUGGUCAACUCAACCCCUUUGUUAUUCGAUGAUUACAAACUGUGAAGGACUCUUCCAGUAGCUCAGAGGAGGAAUUUCGUCAUGGAAAGGGGAUAGCAGGUGAAGCAAACAGGCCCUUCUGUCCUUGCACCAUAAUGGGGGCCUACUUUUAGUCUAUUCUUUGGCGUCCCUCUUCUAUGUACACCACUAAUUGGAAAGUGUUAUUAAAGGGACGCACACCUUACGUGUUUACAUUGUGGUUUUAUUUGCUUGGUGAACUUAAGCCAAGUAUAUACAAAAUUCAUCUUCUAAUCUUCCCUGGCACCAUUUGGUGGGUGUAGAUGUCCCUGUGGUCCCAUAGAUGUCCUAACAAAGGCUCUGUCUUCUGACCAAUGUUUAUUUUUAUUUUAUAAGAUCUUUUAUCUAAUGCAGAUUUUUUUUUUUUUAUGCUGUUUUUGUAUAUAUUGCACAACUUCCAGGCAAUCUCAUACCACAUGUAUUCAUGUGGUCAUGUCUGGAUGAGGGCAGUGAGGAGAUAGGAACUGCACUCUAUAUAAACGCCUCUUUAAGCUUGGCUGCCACAUCCAAGAAUCCUUGUAUGACCCAGGCUCUAGUAGGUCUACCAAAGUAUUUUCUUAGGCCAGUAAUAGUAUUAGGGCAGAACUACAUAGGUGGUCUGUCCAAGCUGCAGUCAGUCUUCUCUAUGACCAGAGUCCUGGUGAUUGCUCCUAACGCCAUUGAUUUUGUGACCCUCACCCUAUCGAAGCAAC